CAAAGUAGUUGAAGUUGUUCAUCAAGGAAAAUCAACUGAGAAUGAUAUAAUAGAUUUCCAUGGUUUCCAGAUCUCUGCUUGUCAAAUUUUCCCAGUGGCCAAUACUGUCUUUCAGGACCCACACUAUGUAAUAGAUUUCAAACCUGAGAACCAAUGGGUCCAAACAAAGUACAUGUAUCUCCUUGGCCUCGUCGAGACACUGAGCAAGCCUCCACAGAGCUUGUCUGCGACAGAACUAAGCAAUGCUCAAAGAGAUUUGACUGCGCUGAAGGAGUCAGGCUUCAAGCUUGACUGGUUAAAUUCAAAGCUUGAGGAGGUUUCCUUGGAGUGGAAGAAAGCAGCACAUUCUUCUGAUGGAUCUUCUGGGAUCCAUCAACUAGAGGAACGGGUCGAGAAUGUGGAAUUGUCUUUGUCAGAUGUCAUAGUUGAACUAGACAAGGUGAAGCUUAAAUCUGCUGCUGCUCAAGUUUCUUCGUUUCAGUUUAUAGAUUUUCUUAUAAAGAGAUUCUUUCUCUCUUGCUUCUCAUUCUCAAAAUCCUAGCUGAUGUAGCUCUUAUAGACAGAGCUUUGAGGAGUUCUCUUAUCCAAACCAAAAAAAAAAAAAAUCGUUUAAUGUUCUCUGUUUCAGUUCUUAUCAAGCUAAGUUUGAUUUCGUAUUC
This is a messenger RNA of Brassica napus (rape), 659 nucleotides long. RefSeq names its product MATH domain and coiled-coil domain-containing protein At2g42465-like. The record is from RefSeq and is a predicted model, not a curated record. NCBI's taxonomy places the organism in Eukaryota, Viridiplantae, Streptophyta, Magnoliopsida, Brassicales, Brassicaceae. The coding region runs from base 173 to 541 and encodes 122 amino acids. The transcript has 2 exons.